AUGCCGCUAUUUUUCAUCAAGUGCAAAGAUCUGAACCGCCAGGCCUGUACCAUUGCGGAGGAGGUGGUGGGGGAGUCUGACGUGCUGAUUUGCGGCGCGCUGUCUCCCACCCCGUCCUACACGGAGGGCAAAGGAAAGGAGGCCGUACAGCGGGAGUUCAGUAAACAAGUGGAGGCUUUCGUGGAACAUGAUGUAGACUUCCUAUUGGCUGAAUUUCUAGGCUACAUAGAAGAAGCUGAGUGGGCUAUUGAGCUGCUGAAGUCCACGGGAAAGCCGGUAGCGUGUACCCUACGUACCGGGCCUGUCGGUGACAACAGCGGCGUACCACCGGGAGAAUGUGCCGUCAGGAUGGCCAGGGCCGGUGCGGACGUGAUCGGCGUGAACUGUAAGUUUGACCCGACCACGUGCCUGAAGACCGUACGGAUGAUGAAGGAGGCGCUGGACCAGGAGGGACUGUCCCCGUUCCUGAUGGUCCAGCCGGUGGGGUUCCACUGUCCGGAGGUGGAGAUGGAACAUGAUGGGUACGCGAUGCUGCCGGAGAAUCCGUUCGCACUGGAACCCCGUCAACUGACCCGGUUUGACGUCCACAAGUUUGCGCGCGCCGCCUAUGAGCUGGGAGUGAGGUACAUCGGCGGCUGCUGUGGGUUUGAACCUCACCACAUCCGGGCUAUAUCUGAAGAGCUGAGUGCUGAACGUGGCGGGAAGCUUGGUGAAGGCAGCAAGAAGCACGUCCCCUGGGGAGGGGCCCUGACGAGCAGUGUCCUCGGAACGAACAGAACAAAGGCCAGUCGGGACCACUGGGAGAGAGUGCAGCCUGCGUCAGGUCGCCCUGGACAUCCCAACCUGCAGCCGAAACUUAUGGACUAGCCCGUUCACCUAACCAAACCCAAUUGACUGUAACUAGCCCUCUUGCUGUCGGCAUUUUGCAGGUCAUUAGCUGUACAUGUAUCGCAGUAUCUACAUGUUUGUAGCUAGUAUAACACCCUUUGGCAUACACACCAUACCGAGGGCGCGAGAGCAGCUGGUCAUAUACUAGUACCAUGGAACGAACUGUCAUAACUUAUCUUUACCCAUCUCACUGUAAGCGUUGUUAAAGCCACCUAGUGAGGAUGUCCCUACAGUACUAGGCGGAAACGAGUUAAGCGCCACGUUUUUUAACAUCUCAAUUAUGGCAUGACUAUUUUCCAUGUUCUAUUCUAAGCUUGUAUUAGAUUACAGUCUAAUGUACACUGCAUUCAGUUAUUUCGUACAUCGAUCAUACUCCUGCUGACAAUUUUCCUGUGUCCUCGAACGACAUCCACUGUUGAUCUGCUUCCAUUUUGGUGACACUACUAUCCAUGUCGACUUGACAUCCUAUGACUCCAGUCGGACAACCAAAGCCUUUGUUGACAGUUGUCAGGACAACAGUCGCUACAAGGUGAGCCACUGAGAAGUGACCUCAGCACCAAGGACAGCACCAAACCACUUCAUUUUGAAAAUAGCUGUUAUCACCAAACCAAAAUGUCAUAAUUACAAUGAAAUCAAACUACUCAUUGGAAUCCAUUUUAAAAUCAAAUUGAUUCAUCAUAAUAGCAUCUUUUUGCCGUCUUACUAUACUGUUUUACUACAGGUAGACUACUAAGUUAAAUAUAAUUUUGCGGUUUGUGGGUUAUAAUUCCCUACCAAGG
Molecule: messenger RNA, 1667 nt
Organism: Branchiostoma floridae (Florida lancelet)
Lineage: Eukaryota; Metazoa; Chordata; Leptocardii; Amphioxiformes; Branchiostomatidae
Product: betaine--homocysteine S-methyltransferase 1-like
Exons: 6
Coding region: 1-867 (288 amino acids)
Molecular function (GO): zinc ion binding; betaine-homocysteine S-methyltransferase activity
Source: RefSeq, a predicted model, not a curated record